This is a messenger RNA of Melanaphis sacchari, 2789 nucleotides long. Its product is annotated as metabotropic glutamate receptor 2. Gene Ontology annotation, molecular function: adenylate cyclase inhibiting G protein-coupled glutamate receptor activity. Lineage: Eukaryota; Metazoa; Arthropoda; Insecta; Hemiptera; Aphididae. Gene Ontology annotation, cellular component: membrane. Gene Ontology annotation, biological process: G protein-coupled receptor signaling pathway. The record is from RefSeq and is a predicted model, not a curated record.
AAAUUCUCGUUCGUUAGACGAAUAGUUUUUGAAUACGAUUUAAACGAAAAACAUACAGAAUACUUAAUUCGAUUAUUAUUAUUAUUAUUAUUGUUUUAUUAACUUGUAAUGAAACAAAAGUAUCAUUAGUUUUAAAUUGUGUAGUGUUAAUUCUUGUUAAAUGUAUGAUACCAAAAACCUCGUAUCAAAAGAUAUUAAAACUAAACUUUCAUAUUUAGGUUCUAUUAGCAAUAUAGAUGAAACUCAAUAUUUUCAUUGCAACAAGUCACAAGUAAGAAAAGUAAUAUCUGGUGUAGUUGGUGCGGCUUCAAGUGUUACAUCUGUUCAAGUAGCAAAUUUACUAAGACUUUUCAAGAUACCUCAGGUUUCAUUUUGGUCAACAAGUCCUGAACUAAGUAAUAAACAACGUUUCGAGUACUUCACACGAACUAUACCAUCAGAUCUUUACCAAGUAAAGGUAAUGGUAGAAAUUGUUCGGAGACUUGGCUGGAGUUACAUAUCAAUUAUAUACGAAGAGUCCAGUUAUGGCAUUAAAGCUUUUGAAGAAUUAGAGAAAUUGAUGCCCAAGUACAAUAUUUGUAUUGCUGUAAAGGAAAAACUAGUAAAAGAUUCAGGCGUGGCAGAAGAAAAAGCUUAUGAUGAUAUUGUUAUUAAGCUUCUCAGCAAACCAAAGGCUAAGGGAGUUAUAGUUUUUGGAUCAGACCAAGAGGUAGUGAGUUUAAUGAAAGCAGUAAGGAGAAAUAAUGCUACUGGAAAUUUUUCAUGGAUCGGAUCAGAUGGAUGGAGUGCAAGAGAUAUGGUAUCUGCUACAAAUGAAGCUGAAGUAGAAGGAUGUUUAUCCGUUCAACCUCAAGCUAAUCCUGUCAUUGGAUUCGAAGAGUACUUUUUAGGACUCACUGUAGAAAAUAACAAAAGAAAUCCCUGGUUUACUGAAUUUUGGGAAGAACACUUUCAGUGUCGUUAUCCAAGAAGUAUGGGAACACCGUACAACUCUAAUUAUUCAAAUGAAUGUGAUUCUAAGUUUCAUCUUAGAGAAAAAAUACCAAAGUUUGAAAAUCAAUUACAAUUUGUCAGUGAUUCUGUACUAGCAUUUGCACAUGCAUUGUACAAUAUGCACUUUGAUCAUUGUGGUCCGAAUUUUGUUGGUUUAUGUGAUGCUAUGAAACCUGUUAAAGGACCUGAACUCUUAAUGUACCUCAGAAAAGUAAACUUCACAGGUCUUACGGGUGAUAAUUUUCACUUCGAUGACAACGGGGACGGACCUGCCCGUUAUAAUAUCAUCCACUUCAAACAGAUAGAGCCGGGUAUUUUUAAAUGGAUCAAAGUCGGUGUGUACUCGGACGGUAAACUCAAUCUCAACAUGUCCGAAAUGCGAUUCAAAACGGACACAUCAAAUCCACCGGAAUCCAUUUGCAGUUUGCCAUGCCAAAAAGGCCAAGCUAAGCAGUAUCUGGAGGGCGAAAAAUGCUGUUGGCAUUGUUUCAACUGCACACAAUACCAGAUCCGUUCACCCACCGACGACACCAGAUGCGAAGUUUGUCCCGAGGGCACGUUACCCGACAGUAAUCGUCAACGAUGUUUGGAAAUACCGGAAGCAUUUUUACAAGCUGGGAGUAGUUGGGCUAUUGGGGCGAUGACACUGUCAGUGGCAGGUGUUGCCAUCACUUUGCUAGUGGUUUCCGUGUUUAUCAAGCACAAUCAUACACCGAUCGUAAAAGCCGCUGGCAGGGAAGUUUCGUAUGUACUUUUGUCCGGGAUACUGCUAUGCUAUCUCAUCACGUUUGUACUCGUACUCAAACCAACUGACAUUGUAUGCGCUGUACAAAGAUUCGGUGUUGGAUUCUGUUUCACCGUUGUGUAUGCUGCAUUAUUAACGAAGACGAAUCGCAUAUCACGCAUAUUUAACGCUGGACGACGAACUGUUAAACGUCCUAAAUUUAUAUCACCAAAAUCACAAUUAGUCAUCUGUACAGGGCUCAUAUCAAUACAAGUACUCAUCAACGGCGUGUGGAUGCUGGUCAGCCCACCAAAGGUUAUACACUAUUAUCCUAGCAGAGAAUCGAAUAUACUAGUCUGCUCGUCGUUCAUCAACACAUCGUACGUGAUAGCGUUCGGAUACCCAAUAGUGUUGAUUGUCGUGUGCACCGUAUACGCUGUGCUCACCAGAAACAUUCCUGAAGCUUUUAACGAGUCUAAGCACAUCGGUUUCACGAUGUACACAACAUGUGUCAUAUGGCUCGCAUUCGUUCCACUAUAUUUUGGCAUUGGCAACCACACUCCUCUAAGAAUAACUACCAUGUCAGUAACCAUUAGCUUAUCCGCUAGUGUAACUAUAGUUUGCCUAUUCUCUCCAAAGUUGUAUAUAAUUUUGUGUCAUCCGGAACGAAACGUGCGUCAAAGUAUGAUGCCAAAUAUGAAGUUAACGGGCACUAAAACAUUUACAACAUCGAAUACAAAUGCAUUUUGUAACAAUUCAACAAGACGGCGCAGCUCAUUAGCAUAUAAAGAUUCCAGUACGGAUAUGCAUAUCAGUUUGGAAAAUCGAAAACAAGUUUUCGAACAAGCCGUACAAACAGAAGAGACGAGAAUCGUAUCGGGAUCGUAAUCGACAAACAAUUUCGAACGUAUAAUAUCUUUUCUUUACCCAACCCUCGAAUGGAAAGCAUAAAGGUAUAAGACAAGACUGAAACAACUGUUAUGUUCUCCGGAUGUUUUAUAAACUUGUCAAAAUCUCAAAAGCGUAUAAUAACACUAAAAUAAUAAUAAUACUAUACUUUAAUAACAAUAUA